Molecule: messenger RNA, 1521 nt
Organism: Macrobrachium nipponense
Lineage: Eukaryota; Metazoa; Arthropoda; Malacostraca; Decapoda; Palaemonidae
Gene: Tsp26A
Product: tetraspanin-5-like
Exons: 10
Coding region: 131-1066 (311 amino acids)
Cellular component (GO): plasma membrane
Source: RefSeq, a predicted model, not a curated record
AGGCAGUAGUCAGUCAGUGUAGCUAGAUCGGCGGAGGAGAGAGUGAGCGAGAGGAGAGUGUUAGCGAUGUCUGUCAUUUUAGUUUAAGUUAUUCCCCCCAACCCCCGAUGUGAGUGAACUGGUGUUCAAAAUGCCAGUCAAACGAUACAGACGAGAUCAAAGUGAAGUGAGCUGUUGCCUGAAAUAUGUGAUUUUCGGCUUUAACGUCAUAUUCUGGUUACUUGGGUUGAGUAUCCUAGCAAUCGGAGUAUGGGCUUGGACAGAAAAAGACACAUUCAAUAAUCUCAGUCGGCUCACAAAUAUUGCAUUGGAUCCUGCUUUCCUCUUUAUCAUAGCUGGCACAAUUACAUUUACCAUAGGCUUCACAGGAUGCCUUGGAGCUCUCAGAGAAAACACUGCUCUCUUGGCUUGCUACGCCAUCUCCCUUGCUAUCCUCCUCCUCCUUGAGAUGACUGCAGGUAUUCUUGGCUUCAUCUUCAAAGAUUGGAUAAAAUCUCAGGCAACUAACGGCUUCCAAGCAUUUAUUGUACAUUAUCGGGAUGACCCAGAUCAACAGAAUCUUAUUGACUGGAUACAAGAAAAAUGGUUGGAGUGUUGUGGCAUUGAAGGACCUAAGGACUGGGAUCGUAAUGUUUAUUUCAAUUGCUCUUCCGAGGCAGUAGGAUCCAGGGAAGCUUGUGGAGUUCCCUUUUCUUGCUGCAAACAGAAAGCAAACGAAGUUAUAAAGAACAAACAGUGUGGGUACGACGUCAGGAAAUCAGAUUACCAAGGCGAUCGAUCUUUAGUUAUUUACGAACGAGGGUGUCUUCGAGCUGGUGAAGAAUGGAUAGAAUCUAACCUUGUCCCAGUGGCAGGGGUAGCAGUUGGGGUGGCGGUGCUGCAGCUUCUUGACGUAUCUCAGAUAUAUGAUAAAGGAUGUCUUCAAGCAGGCGAGGAAUGGCUAGAAAGGAACUUGCUAUUUGUUGCAGGUGUUGCCGUGGGUAUAGCCUUUUUACAGAUUUUGGGGAUCUGUUUUGCUCAGAACCUGCGAGCUGACAUCUAUGCUCAAAAAGCCAAAUGGAACUGACGUUUAGCUCCUGCCGCGGUGUAGUGAUAAGUCUGCCCACCACUCCAGAAUUCUUCAGCAGUUCCUCAUUCAAGUCUCUACUCUUUAUUGUUUUAGUAUUUAUCUUGUCUUUCAUUCAUAAUGGCUCAGUUUUGUGCUGAUUUUGUCUUUCAUUUAACUUUCACUGAAAGAGUUUGCAACAGAAAGUUUUAUUUGUUCAAUGCAGUGAAUGUGUGCACACUUUUGUCUUGUAAAUUCCACAAACUCCUUGGGUGGAUGUUGUCAUCUUAUAGUUGAUAUCUUGACGUUGUAUCUACCAGUACAAUUAUGUGUUCUGUUUCAAGUUUCAUGUGUUAGUAUAAGGCCAAACCCAAUUCUGCAGUUUGAAAACUCUCUCUCUCUCUCUCUCUCUCUCUCUCUCUCUCUCUCUCUCUCUCUCUCUCUCUCUCUCUCUCUCUCUCUCUCUCUCUCUCUCU